Messenger RNA from Dictyostelium discoideum AX4, 1254 nucleotides. RefSeq lists its product as hypothetical. Lineage: Eukaryota; Evosea; Eumycetozoa; Dictyosteliales; Dictyosteliaceae. The record is from RefSeq and is a predicted model, not a curated record. The transcript is spliced from 2 exons. Bases 1 to 1254 code for a protein of 417 amino acids.
AUGAAAUUAAAACAAGUAUUCCUUUGGGUUAAUGUUUUUAUUUUUGUUAUCUCAUUACUUUUAACUGUUUUUUUCUUUGAUAAAAUAUGGGCUUUUGAUAGAGAUUUACAAAAUGAAUUUAAAAAAGGUCAAUGUGAAAUCACAUCAAUAUUAGUAUCAGAGAAAAUAACAUUUUGGCCAUGUAAUACAGAGAAUAAUAAUUUAUGGUGGUUUUCAUAUUAUAAGGAUAACUUUAUAAAGGAAGUAGUUAUGAAAGGUACCGAUCCAAAAAUGAAUUCUGAUGUCGAUUCAGAGACAGAUGUAAACUUUCAAAAAUGUUAUCAUGGUAUCAUUAGUGUCAAUUUUAACUUUUCCGACCCAUUAAAUAAUGGUCAAAUGGAAUUAGCACAUUCGAAUAUCUCUGGUCUAUACUCACAAAAUCAAACUUGGGUAAACGGUUAUCUAACACAAUUUAUAGAGAAACAACAAAAAGGAUCUGGUAUAAUAGAAUGUUAUUACAAGCCAUUGAAUCCAUACCAAGUACUACCAUUCCUACCUGAAAUUAGUAACCUUGGUUUAAUUUGGGGUUCAAUCUUUUUAGCAUCAACUUGUAUCUCCUUUAUUUUAAUCAUUGUUUUCUUUUUAUAUCGUCAUAAAUAUAGAAAAGAUAAAUAUCAAAUUUUCUUAAAUAAUAGUAGUAAUAGUAGUUUAAAUAAUAGUGGUAUUAGAAAAAGUAUUGGUGGUAGUAUGUCAAGUAGUAGUACUGGUAAAAUUAGUACCGCUGGUAUUGUUUCAUUAUCAAAUAAUAAUAAUAAUAAUAAUAAUAAUAAUAAUAAAGAUAGUGGUGCAAGUGGUAGUGGUAAAAAUAAUUCACCAGCAUUAUCAUCAACAUCAUCAUCAAAAAAUAAACAUGUAAUUGAAUCAACAUUAGAAUUCUCUGAUUUUUCAUUUAAUUUACAACAAGUUGCAAAUCAAAAACCACAAAAAUCUGCAUUAAAACAACCAAUAAAUCCAAAUUCUGUAAACUCUUCUCCCUUUUCUUCCUCUCCUUCAUCCUCUUCAAAAAAGAAACAUAAAAUAAUUGAUAAUGAUCCUUCUGAUUCAUUAGAUCAAUUAAACUCAUCAGGAAGUGGUAAUAGUAGUAAUAGUAGUAAUAGUAGUAAUAGUAGUAAUAGUAGUAAUAGUAAUAUUAAUUCACCAAAUAAUAAUAAUAAUAAUAAUAAUAAUAAUAAUAAUAAUAAUAAUAAUAAUAAUAAUAAUAAUAAUAACAACUAA